Polychytrium aggregatum is the source of this 1999-nucleotide messenger RNA. RefSeq lists its product as uncharacterized. Lineage: Eukaryota; Fungi; Chytridiomycota; Chytridiomycetes; Polychytriales. The annotation marks the transcript as partial. The transcript is spliced from 2 exons. The record is from RefSeq and is a predicted model, not a curated record.
CAUUUCGAGACAAGUCUUAUCUUGAACGGAUCUUUGCUUCCCUCGCUCCCUCUCCGAGUCCACUUCGGACUCUACCCUUGCUUUCCCUGAGCUCACUUCGAGCUCACUUCUUCUUUUGCCGUUGAGUCCCCUUUGGACUCUAACACCUGGGCACACUGGACGAGCCGGGUGUCGUCAGAGACGUCACUUUCAUUCACGGGAAUGGUCUCUGCCCACCCCAAUGUUCAAGUGGCCUCUAUCCGCUCGAGGAAUACGUCAUCGACAACCUACCCAGCCUCGACCUGGGUACCAUCCGGGUCGUCCAUUGGCGCCCAGCCCAGAUCGUGCGGUUCCUCGGCACCACGGACAGGAUUGACCAUGGUGGUGGCAUCCGGCUCAUCUACAUGCCGCCCGACGAUGUCACGGACGACGAGAUGCUGGAGAUGAGGAAUGCACCCGACUGCCCUGUCUUUCACGAACUCGACAUUCGUAGGUGCACCAGCCUCCAGUCUCUGGCAUGCUUGCCAGCUCGCAUGUUCAACCAGACCUUGCAUCUGCCCCCAUCGCUCAAGCGCCUCGACAUACCGAGGGAUACCGUCGACUCGCUCCGUCAGUCGCUGGAGCACCUGGAGCUUUCGCUUUGUUUUUCAGUCGAGUACACCCCCACAGGCACUGCAUUUCUUGGCCGCCUGGAGAAGCUCUCGUAUCUCGCCAUACACGACGGGUGUGUCAGCCUCGAUUGGCUCCCGAGCCGGCUCUCGUGCAAGUCCCUCUGGCUCGCCAUCUACAGCGACACCCGCAUCGAGCCACCCAUUGCCCGCCAGAGGCUCGUGAGUCUCGUUGGAAUCGAGAGGAUCGCACCGUGGCUCUCCAAACUCAGUGGUCAUCAGCGACUGGAAACGCUGACUGGCCUACCAGCACGCCCACCACCGAUGCUCCGUGACGUGGAUAUCAGCGACUGUUGGUUUAUUAAGAGUCUCGAGCCAUUGCUCGCGUAUCGAGAUGUACAUGUCACUUAUCCACCCAGCGAGCGUAUGCAGUGCCUGAACAAAGACGAACUCUGUGUCGUCAGGCGAUUGAAUGGGCAGUCCAGCAUCGCACGCAUCGCUGCAGUGCUCGGGAGCCCAACGGACUCGCAGAAGAAAAAGAAGAUCAAGGCCUCUGUCACAUUCAGAUUAUCGAAGAGUCGUAAGCGAGCUUUGCCUUCACCGGUCGAUCCUUCCACGACCAGCCUUGGUAUCGACACUCAGCCGUCUCAGCCAAAGAAGAAGCGCCGUGCUUGGAACAAAAAGCCUCCCCUAGAUCCCAAACAGAAACUAUACAAUGGGCAUCCCAUUGUCGACCCUUUCCCAAGGGAUAUGCUUCCAAUGAACAUCAUGAAAUCACCCACGUGGUUCGAGAAGCCGGUCAUCUACCUCGACAAGUGUGAUCGCUUCAUGCAAUCCACCUGGCUUGGCCGAGUCAGUACAAUCAAGAUUCCUGGGAGAGUCCCACGCUACUUCAUGGAUGCCCGUGAACUUAUCGCAAAAGCAGACGGUUGGAUAUUCACCUCAUACGACGAGCCCGAAGAUCGAUCGGAAAACACCAGAGCCAGACAUUCCAUUCAAACUAAGUGGUCCACAACGCUCAGUUACGUGGCUGCGAUUUACAUUAAUUUUGCAGAUCACAGUCAUCACGACGUCCCCUACGUUAGCGAGGCUGGUAUGUUGGAAAUAAUGCAAAAGGGGUUGGGUACACUUUCGGAGCAGUGGCGAGCUAAAGGUAAUGAUAUUGUGAGGGCGAUUUUUGGCGUCGACAAUGAGGCGAUUGAGAAGACGAAGCGAGAAAUUCAACAGCAUCUUAAAAAUGGCGAUAACGAAAACAGAUAUUUUGUUAUUCAGAGUGGUGUUAAGUUUCAGAAAGCUGAAUAAAUGACACCCUUGGUUGUCUUAGUAGAUGGCUCGCGAAGCAUCUGCGCCCGAGGACACCUUUGCGGGAGACGCUCAGUAUAUCGCCCGUGGUUGUCUUAGUAGAUGGCUCG